UGAUGUCGACCUGGUACGUCUACAAUGAAGCGAAAGUGGCCAGGAGCCUCGAAUUGUGAAAACUGUCCCCUCCCUACCUCCCACUAAUGAUAUGACGAUUUUAGAUAGCAAUACUGGAAUCAGAAGAAGGCCGAUCUGGCCAUCAAUCCAGUGCACAUUCCCUUGGAGUUGACAUGGCCUUUGUUAUCCCUUGCGCCAGACCCUCAAUCUCACACAUUCCAGCCUCCAGAAAGCGCGAUCCCCUCACUUGAGAAACCACCUACGGCAUUCUGGUCACUAUGUUCCAGCAUGUUACAUCCCGCAAAAGGAGUGCUGACAUCUGGCGAAGAUGUGGCCGUUAUGGCUUAUCAUUCUUGUCGCGGUGGCAGGAGCCGUGGCUAUUCUUGUUAUAGGAGUCUGUCUCGCCGUCAAGUUGGAGCGACGACGGCAUCAGCAGAUCCUUCGGAAACACCUUGCGAGCAAUGACCCGGCCAGGCAUCGUCGAUCGAGAUUCAGUGCACAAGAUGUCAGCUAUCAAAGUUUGCCGUUGCCCACCACAAGUCUCAGAAGAAGUGUACAGAUGCCUUUUGGGAUCGUGACGAUCAGCUCCAGCAACUCGUUGACGAGUACGAUCGAUGAAGACAAAGAGGCUCGAGCAAGUACAACCAUGCUCUAUGAUCCUGAAGGGGGACUGCGCCAGCAGGGCAGCAAGAUUCGGAGCUUACCUUCAGACCGCUCGCUAUACAACCCUAAAUCACGCAGACAAAAGAAAACCGGUCACUUCCUAGACCUAACGAAAGCCCAUACCUCGCCGUUGUCAGCAAUCACUGAGUUCACUGACUCUCAAACGUGCGAUUCUCCUGUAAACGAGGAAUUUCCGCCCAACUCCCCAACAGUUGCUGAACAGAAGAAAGCGCUCAUGAAGGCGCAAAGACAAUUUUCCGUUCAAUGGCCUCUUGCCAUGUCAAAGGCUCGAACAGAUGCAGCGCCGACCGAAGUACUGUCCAUGGCUGCUCGCGCAAGUAUGCUUAUGCGGAUGUACACGCCUUAUGCUACCCAUCAUGUAGCUCAAACCUUCCGGCCACCGACGAUGCCUCGGUCUGUCAGCAUAACUAGUACUACUUCCUCAGCACCUGAUGAUCCUCUACCGCCAUUGCCAACAACGAAUACCUACAAGCAGACUAGGCCGUGCGAACCGAGAACCAGGGGCUCGAUUGCCAGUUUGGAGACCAUCAGCAGCUCUGUCUUAGGAAUGGCGAUGAGUUCUCCACGUACCGGGAUAGUUAAAGGGGGUCAUGGCGUUGCCGCAAAAGGUGGUCCUAUAGAUUUUGAGUUUCCCAUUGAGGGCAAACCGUCCAAAGCUUCUCUGCAGGCUGACCCAGCGAGUCGGAACUCCCAUGGGCGGGGCUCCACUGUGCCGGAUGCAGGUGUCGACUAUCAUCGCAAUAGUACCGCUGAGCACAGUCCAGCACGAAUUGAAGAGAGCCCCAGGGCUCGACCCGUUCCGAGGAUCGUUGUGGGUGGGGAUGCCUUCAAGACCAUCGAUGCGAGCACAUGGAGAAGCCCAUUUCCUUCUAAUAAUCAUAGUUUUCGCGCCGCGGACAUGAAGAGACAUUCAAUGAUUGAGCCUUCCAGGAUCGCACAAUGGCGUGCGGCGAGCGAUUCCCUGGUGGCUGAAGCAAAUACACCAGAGGCCACAUCUCAUGGUCUCGAUAUCAGAAGACCUGCCUCCGUGGCAACAGGCAAUCCGCUGCAAUGGGAUCUACAAGGAGAACGCGUUGCAAAUCGGCAUUCUUGGUGGUUUCCGGAAGGACCAAAAAGAGGCCACAGACGUCAAAACUGUGUUCGCAUCACCAAUUUGCCCAUUCCGGAGCUGAAACCAAAAGGAGUGGCACAGUUACCAGAGCUUGAAGAAGAGCAGCAGGAUGUAUACUCAGCAGACAACAUCGACGAUACCAAUUUCGGGAUCGGACAGCCAGGACAAAUCAUCAAAGCUCGCCCGUUUAUGAUGGAGAUCAGCUCUUCACAAGGAUCAACACCGACACCCUCGCCGUUCAAGAACCGUCCUGUACUCAAACCAGGCACACGACCGUUCAGAAAACAAUAUAUCAAUCCUCCCAGUAGACCCGCUGAGGAUAAGACACGAUUCGAUUUGGACACCUUCAUUUCCGAUGAUGGCCCCGGAAAUGUGGUUUUCGGCACACCACAGCAUUUGCCUCUUUCGCCCACCCCAAAGAACAGCAUCCGCUUGAACCGCACACCCCCAUCAGCCCAGCACGCAGACCAUCUGCCACAUGACUCACCCAUUCUGCCAUCUCCAGCGCUGAAAUCGUCGUUGUUAUAUCCGCACAAAUCUGUUGUCAAGGGUCCUCGCAAUCCACGCACAUUUGAUCAGCCCUUCCACAACCCUCAGGCAAGUCCAUUGCGGAACAAACACAAUCCCACCAUCCGCAUGACAAGAAACCGUCGUUCAGGCGAAGUCGAUCUUCGUAAAUCGAUCAUGCUUUUACGAAGCCUGAACUCAGAAGCCAAGUUACUAGAGCAUUACAGUUGCAAGUCGUACCAAGAAGUUGACUUUGAGAGAGGCGACGACUUGGCUGCAAGGAUGCACAAUUCAAGCCGUGCAUUGGCCGCAUACAACGUUUCUGGAGCACUUCAGAACGAUCAAAGUACGAGGCUGAACCACUCCAGAGUGGUGCGGCCGACUUUAGCCGCUCCCCAGCCACAACAUCUGUCAGCCUCUCCAUCCGCAGCGUCCAUCGGUGGUGGCUCCGUUUGGGAGGACGCCAGUGUUCGUGGCGAAAGCCCUACACCGUCAUCCGAUCUGGAAAACGAGCCAGUCUCAUUUCGUCAUGACGGAGGUGGACUAAGCGACCAAUACCGACAUGCACAGCACCACGCUGUUCAGUCCUCGGAUCUGGCUUCCCAUCAUUCAAAGCACCUAUCGACCCGAGACCGCCUAACUUCCCACGUGGGACAGCUACCUCGGUAUCAGACUCAUAUCAGGCAAUAUGGCGAGGAGAACACCCAGCCGACCUCGACGCUUGUGCAAAAUCUGGAGCGCGCCGCGAAAGCAGACCGCUGGAACGCCAUUGGCGCCCAAGAUCAGUUCCAGCACACCCAUCGUGAACGGAGUCACAACCGUAGGUCGCCACUGGGCUUGGGUCUCAUUAUGGAUAGCCCGACACUUCCGGCGUAUGGUUAAGGCUGGACGUAAAUGUGUCUGUUCGUGCGCGCUCCCAUACAUGAGCAAGACCGGGUGAGGGGACUUUGCGGCGUGCUUUGUAUUUGCUUUGUAACAGUGUGUCUGUUCUGCCGCGCCCAUUGCUACUUACCUACUUCAGUGUUGGGACUAAGAUACGCCGGAUCACGUAAUGUCUAAAACAUCAGAGGGCCUUGCUUAAACCCGGUUU
Messenger RNA from Exophiala viscosa, 3392 nucleotides. RefSeq lists its product as uncharacterized. The transcript has a single exon. The record is from RefSeq and is a predicted model, not a curated record. Bases 329 to 3184 code for a protein of 951 amino acids. Lineage: Eukaryota; Fungi; Ascomycota; Eurotiomycetes; Chaetothyriales; Herpotrichiellaceae.